Molecule: messenger RNA, 2136 nt
Organism: Blepharisma stoltei
Lineage: Eukaryota; Ciliophora; Heterotrichea; Heterotrichida; Blepharismidae
Source: the annotation of a GenBank genome assembly
AUGGCGAAUGUGUUUUUCCCACCUGACCUAAAUACAGAAGACUUAAUUCACAAUCCAUACUCCCAACGAGCCUGGUGAAAUUGUAUACAAGUGGCUCCAACUUUUCUGGAGAAAUGUAAUCUAUAUGAAAGAUCACUCUCAUACAUACCCGGAAGCUAUAAGCUGUGAUAUAAUUAUCUUUCAGAAGUUUCUCAAUAUGUAUCAGAAAGUCCCUCAGAAGAGCAUUAUGAGCUUGCAAACCUCCUCUUUGAAAGGGCUCUGAGAUAUAUGUACCUCAUGCCUAAAAUAUGGCUAAUAUAUCUUGAUUUUCUCAUUAGUCAAGAUCAUAUCACAAAAACAAGGCGAAUGUUUGAUUAUUCCUUGCAGCAGCUUCCGUUAACCCAGCAUGAUUUGAUUUGGGACAAAUACUUAGAAUGGGCAGAAACUAUCCCAAUCCAUGAAACAACGCGAAGGAUUUAUAUCCGAUAUCUCCAAUUCAACCCAUUUUUCAUUGAGGAAUACAUCGAUUUUUUGGUAAAAUAUCAAUACUCAUCAGAAGCCAUCACUCUUAUAUUAGAAGUAGUGGAAAAUGAUGAAGCCAGCACUUUGUGGAACACUCUUGCUCGCUUGGUUUCGCAAAAUCCUGACGCUGUUGAGAACUCUAAAGAAAUCUUAGAAAGAUGCAUGGGCAGAAUGGAAGAUCAAGGAAGAGCUUGAGAAAUGUUGGCCGAGUUCUACAUCAGAAGAGGAGAAAUUGAAGAAGCAAGGAGGGUAUAUAAAAAGGCCUUGGCUGAUGUAAAAAGCGUGAGAGACUUCGGAGUUGUGUUUGCUGCCUAUUCGCAGCUCGAAGAAGAACUUCUAAAUUUAUAUGUAAGCGAAGGUUAUCCUCAAGAUGUAAUUGACAGCGAAAUGAAAAUACUUGAAGAAUUGCUUGACAGCAGAGAAUUUCUGCUUUCUGAUGUAAAAAUAAAAGAAACUCCAAAUGAUGUGAAUGAAUGGAAAUCAAGAGUGAAGCUCCAUGAAGGAGACAUUGUAGAAAUGCUGAGGACUUAUGCUGAGGCUGUUACUAUUCUUGAUCCUAUGAAAGCUAUUGGACGACCUCAGGACCUUUGAAUUGAGUUUGCAAAGCUGUAUGAGAAAAAUGGAGAUAUGAAGAGUGCUAGAAUUGUACUAGACAAAGCAACGAAAUCGAAAUUUAAAAAUCCAAAACAGCUCGAAGCAGUCUGUGAAGCUUGAAUAGAAAUGGAAUUAGAACAUCGGCACUAUGGAGAUGCCUUAAAACUUGCCAAACAUUUUUGCAACUGGCAUGCCAAAAAAUACUCGAAAGAGCUAAGUCUUCAGCAAGAAGUAUCAAUGCGAACGCAGCUAUGAGGACUAUAUGUAGACCUUGAAGAAAGCUUAGGAACCACAGAGUCUGUAAAAGCUGUUUAUGAUAGGAUGAUUUCUUUAAAAAUCGCGACUCCUCAAGCAAUCUUAAAUUACAGUUCUUAUUUACAAAAUAAUGAAUUUUGGGAAGAAUCGUUUCGUGUAUACGAGCAAGGAAUUAAUAAUUUUUCAUGGCCAUUUAUAUAUGAUAUAUGAAUCUCCUACCUCACUUCAUUUGUAAAACACUAUGGAGAAAAAAAGCUUGAAAGAGCAAGGGAUCUCUUUGAGCAAGUCUUGACGAACUGCCCAAAAGAUAAGAAAAAAAUAUUUUUUUGCUUGUAUGCUAAGCUUGAAGAAGAGUAUGGGCUAUUAAACCACUCAAUCGAAAUUUACUCAAAAGCAAUAAAAGAAGUCCUGGAUUCUGAAAAGGUGGAAAUGCUUUAUGUAUAUUUACAGAAAACUUGUGACUAUUUCGGAAUUUUCAAAAUGAGGAAACUCUUUGAAGAAGUCUAUGAAGUUUUAAAUAUCCCUACCCAAGUAAUUGAAAUUGGGCUGAAGUUUGCAAAUAUUGAAAGAAAAUUGGGAGAAAUUGACAGAGCAAGAUCAAUUUAUAAUUAUAUUUCGCAAUUUUGUGAUCCAAGGAAGCCAGAAGAAGAGGAAUUUUGGAAGGUUUGGCAUGAUUUCGAAGUGUAUCAUGGCAAUGAAGACACUUUUAGAGAAAUGAUGAGAAUAAAGAGGACGGUUAUUACGAAGUUUGCAGGAGCUGGCAUUUUAAUUGAAGACGAUAAAUAA